Molecule: messenger RNA, 972 nt
Organism: Paramacrobiotus metropolitanus
Lineage: Eukaryota; Metazoa; Tardigrada; Eutardigrada; Parachela; Macrobiotidae
Product: G-protein coupled receptor 183-like
Exons: 1
Coding region: 1-972 (323 amino acids)
Biological process (GO): phospholipase C-activating G protein-coupled receptor signaling pathway; positive regulation of Rho protein signal transduction
Cellular component (GO): membrane
Molecular function (GO): G protein-coupled receptor activity
Source: RefSeq, a predicted model, not a curated record
AUGGUGAACAACAGUUCCUUAUUAAUUCCUUUUGCUAGCGUUCCUUUGCAAUGGGGAAUCGUGGAAAUCUUCAACAUGUUGACCGCAAUCACCGGCGGUUUCUUGAACACCGCGGUGCUCAUCACGUUCGUCACCCAUCGCGCGUUUUUCACGCCAUUCACCAUUUACUUAAUCAACCUGCUGAUUGCUAAUUUUAUCGAAACCGCUUGCGCCAAAUUAUUUAACGUUCUAUUCUCCGUUUGCCCACAAUGCCGCACCCAUUCCGCUUGCGACUUUUAUCUCUUCACCAGCUACCUCGCCAUGGCCGGGAUGAUCAACAGCCACCUGAUAAUCUCUUUCAAUCGUUUGUGGGCUGUCGUCUUCCCGCAUCACUACAAAAUGCAUCACUCAAAGGUCGUAGCGGGUGGGAUUUGUGUCGUCAUGUGGAUGUACAUCUUUGCCACGGUGAUGCCGCAGUCAAUUCUCGAUUCCGUCUCUUUCCGUAUUCCGUUUGCUAAAUACGGCCGUUGUAUGCUGAAUUCCGAUGCGCAACCAGUUUUGUGCUUAGCAACAUUACUGACUGUCUAUAUCAUUCCGGAAGUGAUAAUUUUACUGACGUUUCCAGUAAUCUGGCAUAAACGCCAGCGUCAUCGAAAGGUACUGCAGAUGAAGCUUUCCAAGCAGUCAACAAACAUUGCGAGUGACAUCACCGGCGGAAGGACAACGGGGAAUAUUCGCGCGGAAUCGUCCAGGGCACAGAAGAAAAGCAUGCAGGUACUGGUUGUUCUGAUGGUCAGCAUGGUGGUCUGCUGGGCGACGGUGAUGGGCACCACGCUGGUGGCUUGUUUCAUGGACUUCAAGAACCGGAACUACUUUAACGUGGCUACAUGCCUGUUUGCUGUGGAAGCGGUGACCGAUCCUAUUCUAUUUGGAUUAGUGUUUAAUCAGCAUGCUCUCAAAAACUGGUAUCUUCGCUGGAAAGCUAGAAAGUAA